Camelina sativa (false flax) is the source of this 1425-nucleotide messenger RNA. Lineage: Eukaryota; Viridiplantae; Streptophyta; Magnoliopsida; Brassicales; Brassicaceae. The record is from RefSeq and is a predicted model, not a curated record.
AUGAUUGCAGAGUUUGAUCCAGUUAUGAGAGAACAUGUCAGACGAGUUGAAGAAAAAGAAAUAUAUUCUCAUUAUCUUAGUCAUAGGAUACAGAAUGAGUUGAUAGAACUGUUGGCCAAUGAUAUCAAACUUAAGAUCAUAAAGAAGAUUCAAGCUUCAAAAUAUUUUUCAGUGAUUCUUGAUUGUACUCCAGAUAUUAGUCACAAAGAACAGAUGACUCUGAUUAUUCGAUGUGUGGAUGUAACUUCAAUGUCAACUAGGAUUGAAGAAUUCUUUUUGACAUUCUUGAAAGUGGAUGAUAAAACUGGAGGAGGACUUUUCUCUACUCUUCAAGAUGCAUUAAUUAGUCUAGGGUUGGACAUUGAUAAUGUGAGAGGUCAAGGUUACGACAAUGGGUCUAAUAUGAAAGGAAAAAAUAAAGGAGUGCAGAAGAGGUUGCUUGAGAUUAAUCCAAGGGCAUUUUUCACACCAUGUGGUUGCCAUAGCUUGAAUCUUGUGCUUUGUGAUAUAGCUUCUUCUUCAGAAAAGGCUGUGUCAUUUUUUGGAAUUAUCCAACGAGUAUAUUGUCUGUUUUCAUCUUCAACAAACAGGUGGGAGGUAUUUAAACAGAUGGUAGAAGGUUUAACACUUAAAUAUUUAUCUCAAACUCGUUGGGAGAGCCGUGUUGAAAGUGUCAAAGCAAUACGAUUUCAAGCUCCAGCAAUAAGAGAGGCUUUACUUUUAUUGGUAGAAGACUUUGAUGAUCCAAAAACACGAAGCGAAGCUGAAUCUCUUGCACUGAGUGAGACACAUGGUAUUGGAAAUUUUGAAUUUUUGUUUGGCAUGGUUAUUUGGGAUAAGAUUGGAAUAUUAAAUCCUAGAAGCACAACUAAAUUAGAACAGAGGGAGUAUGAACUUCUAUCUGCUGUCAACGCCAAGUAUCGAGAAAGUGGUUUUGAUUUAGCAAAAUCUGAAGCUACCAAAAUUGCUGAAGCUAUGGAGAUUGAAGCCAAGUUUCCUGAGAAAAGGAAGCGUUUCUUAAGAAGAAAAAAGCAGUUUGGUGAAGAUCCUAAAAAAGUUGACGAAAAUAUUGAACUACCACCGGAGGAAAGUUUCAGAGUUGAUUAUUUCAUCGCCCUUAUAGAUCAAGCUUUGCUAAUAUCAGCAGGUGAUGAAGAUUUGAGAGAAUCAUGUAUGAACCUUGAGGAUUGUCUAAAGAAUGGUGAACAUUCAGACAUAGAUGGGAGCGAUCUGUUUGCUGAAAGAAGUUUCUCCAAACUCAAGCUUAUAAAAAAUUAUAUGCAAUCCACUAUGUCACAAGAAAGAUUGAGCGGAUUAGCCUUAUUAUCGAUCGAGAGAGCUAUGGUUGAAGAAAUAGACUAUGAAACUCUGAUGAACGAUUUUGCAGCAAAAAAUUCAAGGAGACUUAUAUUUAAAAGAGAUUAA